AGCAUUCACUGAUAGAUAGCAAAGAAGUUUCAAAUUUCAACAAACAGUGGCAGAAGUUGGUUGAUGAUCAGCGCUAGUAAAACACUUGUGAACAGUCAUAGAAAACAGUCGGAUUAAGUGCGCGUGUAUUUUGUAUCAGGUGAAAUUAAUAAUUGUGUAGAGUGGAAUAAUUUGCCUGACGUCAUUGGAAAUAUUUAUAACAUCUUUUUACUCUUUAAAAUCGGACACAUAAUUGAUUAAGUCCAUUUAUUCAAAGAUUCUUCACUACAGUCAACAAUUUGUGCAAACAGAGAAGUAUUAAGAUUGCGUGCUACAUGUAAGAUAAAUGCUAUUCGAGGAAAACACAUGAAAAGUGUUGAACAAGUUGAAACUAAAGUGUUGACUUCUGUAAAGUAGCUAGUGUAUUGGGAAAAUAUUGGUACAAAUUACUAGUCUUCUUAGAAUAAUGCAACUGUGGAACAUCAUGAUGUGCCGGAAAAAAACGUUUGUAGUGUAAGCAGAUACAUAUAAAAGUUAUAUCUAACUAACUGUGAUAAAAUAUUCAGAAUUUGAUUUUAUAUGAAACGAUGAACAUUAUGGUUGGAAUUAAUUUAAACUUGAGAAGUUAAAACAAAAAUGUGAUAAAAAUGGCACAAGGAAAAGUAUCAGAAACAUAUGUAUUGUUGCUACAGUAUAUUGUUUUCAUCAUUCUCAGUUUGACUACGUCGAUAAAUUCAAGUAAAACAGGCCUCAUUCCUGUCGCCAGAUGUCGUUCUAGAUGUCUCUCAAAGUUCUUAGAGGAUAUAGUGGACGAUGAAAUGUGUCGACACACCUCGUCAUGUGACAAGUGCUGGGAAGUGUGUGGAAACAUCUUCUUUCAAACAGACUUGUGGAGAGAAGCUUGCAAGAGAAAGAAACUUUGUGGAGAAGGUUGCCAGGCGGCAUGUCAGUUUCGGAGAAUCGUAUCCCGCAGUAAAUCGGAUAUGCCUGAUAUGUCAUUGUCUAGAACAUUUUCUGAAAUUCCUGCCGUGAGUGUGGAGCUUGCGAGUCGGAAGGCUGCAGUGGCCUGGAACACGCCUGUCAUACGUAACAACCUACCUGGUACCGACCAAAGUUCAAGACUUACCUUUGUUUACGUUCUCUUUACAAGGGACAAAAAUAAGAAAGGAGGGGGUGCCUGGAAACAAAUUGUUCAGACGAGUUUGACUUAUGCCAACAUUCAUCUAAACUCUCUACCAUACUAUCCUGAGUUCUGGCUAAUGGCUGUCGGAGAGAACGGAACACAAGCGGAAAUACGGUUUAAUGCUUCGAUAUCAGACAACCUUCCCUACACCGACGAAGUCAUUGCGGUUCCGGUAUGGGACAAAUAUUAUCCGUUCCGCAUGAAUGAAGGGGCUGUUAUAGAGUACGACAAUAAAUCUACGCUACAACUCAACAUGACAAUGACCAUAGUGAACGGUACAUUAAAUCCUGUGGUAACCUGGGUCAAUCCAAACGUUCUCCCAAAGAAAGGCAGCAGCGAGCUAGCUUAUUCUAUCAACUAUUAUUUACAACAUUGUGACUGCCCCUGGCCCGAGGAUCAUUACUCUAAAGUGCUCUAUGUACAAACAUAUGAAGAGCCAAAGCUACACUUGAAAAACAUUGCUUUUAACGCGGAGUAUUUGGUAGAAAUCCAAUUAAAAUCGGACAAGAAUUGGCAAGGGGAGUUAACCUUCUUAACACCAAAAUGUCUUCAAACAGACGGUAUAAAUCCAGCUAAAUGUCUAUCGCAAGUUUCAGGAACACAUAAAGAAGUUUACAAAAUAACCACGCCAUAUCCGAAAACUACUCUAGAAAAUAUUGGAAAUGGAAAAGUAGCUUUAGAUACUGACCAUCUAAACCAGCAAGAGGAUGGCUCGUUUACCGGAUCAGCGUCAUCACACGGUCUAGACUGGAAUAUUACAAUUGCUGGAAUGGAAUAUGACGACACAAGUGAAAAAGUGUUAUGUCAUCUAAAAUGGUCGUUACCAAUUAAUCACACGGGGUUAUCACAGGAAAUUGUGUGGAGCAACAUUCCACAUGCUGACCAAGAUCAAGUUGAUGCUGGCAGAAAGAAACAUGUGUCUAAGGCUGGAGAUACUGACAAGAAAACAUUAGAACUAAGACCAUGGAAUCUAUACAGAGUCUUUGUAAGAGCCACCUUAACUGACGAAAAUGGUAACAAGAAAGAGCUUCUCAGGAGCAAGUUUCUGGAAUUAAAUACAAACAUCACUGAUCAAAUUCCUCACGUGUCUCUAGCCAGAGUAUCUGAUAUAGAUCAGGAGAAGGAUAUCCUUAACGGUAUUAUCGUAGGUGUGACUGUUGUCUCAAGCAUUAUCUUAUUUGGUAUCAUCAUUUUAUUCAUCUACAAGAAGAGACAAAGCUUCAGAGACAUUAUCAUCACCAAAACAACCGUUGCUAAGAGCAACAGCUACAAGUCAAACGUUGGUUGUAAGGUAGACUACUCUAACCAAAUUUUGAUAACAAGCGACGAUUGGGAAGUGGAUUGUCGUCAAUUGAAAUUUGCGAGUCAUAUCGGCCAGGGGGCAUUUGGUAAAGUCGUCACAGGUUAUUACCAGGAUCAACGAGUAGCUAUAAAACUUGUCAGAGACUGUGCCCCAAUUUCAUAUAAAGAGGACCUUCUAGCAGAAAUAAACCUAAUGAAGAGGCUUGGUUCCCAUCCUAACAUCGUUUCAAUGGUUGGCGCAUGCACUCUUGUUGAACCAAUAUGUUUGGUUAUGGAAUAUAUACCAUAUGGAAACUUGCAAAAUUUUCUAAAGAAAUGUCGUCUGGAAGGUGAACUGACGAUACAAGCUGGGAGAAGUCCUGAACUGAAUUACUCCUUAAUGGACGAACAUGGCGGUAUCAAUGAAGGUGUUGUUACACCGGCUGACCUCUUGUCAUUUGCUAGACAAGUUGCUAUGGCAAUGGAAUACUUGGGAGAAAAGAAAUAUGUUCAUCGUGAUCUAGCUGCCAGAAAUGUCCUUCUCGGGUUUGACAAAAUUAUCAAAGUUUGUGACUUUGGUUUAUCACGUGACGUCUAUAAUGAUAAUCAGUAUAAGAAAUUGACCAAUGGGAAACUCCCUCUGAAAUGGAUGGCAAUAGAAUCUCUAAGAGACCGUGUCUUCACUACUCAGAGUGACGUCUGGUCUUUUGGAAUUUUGUUAUGGGAAAUUGUUACCAUGGGGGCAUCACCAUAUCCUAACAUUGCCUUAGCGGACCUGUACUAUUUGUUGUCAAAUAAUUAUCGCAUGGAAAAACCAAGCAACUGUUCAGAUGAAAUAUACAUAAUCAUGAGGCAAUGCUGGUUAGAAAAUCCAGUCGAAAGACCAAAUUUCACCGACCUCCGUGUUCAAUUGGAACUUUUGCUUACACGUGACCGGAACUACUUGGAAUUGGACAAUAUUAACGUUCCUCUCUCCACACCGGAGAGUAGCAGCGGAAGUCCUGCUUCAGAUGACACGAAAUCACUUCUAGCUGCGCAGGCACUUCAACCUCAAAGAAAGUCAUCAAAAGAUGAACUUACAAUUAAUGUUAGCAUACAUGACAAAUCGGUUGAAAGACUUCUUAAACGAAAAGGUGAUUUCGAUUCUCAUAAUAUUACAAUUUUAUGAGACUGGGAACUCGGUGUUUUUGGAAAUUUGAAUUUAAAUACAUAUCUUUAUUAAAUGACUGAGUUGUGUUUCUGCUUCUUCGCACAAAUUAAUUCGACCCUACGUUCAUCUAUUUAUAGCACCAGAACGAGGUUUGAUUGUUGAAAUCAGGGUUAGGGUCAAUAAAUGUGACAUUUAGAGCGUGAAACAUUUAACUCGUGAAAGUUACUACUCGUUUCUUGACUUUUCUAGAGAGACUUAACGCGAGUAGAAGAUGAGGUUGAUGGUAAUACGUUGUUAUAGUUACGGGUAUGAUGUUCACAUUGAGAAGAAGAUGUACAUAAUUUGUUUUGAUGAAUAUAGUUUUUCAACAUAGUGGAAGGGAUGCUUUUUAAUUUGGAGGUGUUGACCUGUUAUCUGUUUUUUAUUUUUCAAAGAGAAAGGCCUGUAUUAUCAGGAGCUAUAGAUGAAAGCUACAGAGUUGUUGUUUAGAAUCAUUUUUAACAAAAUAUGUUUUUAUUGUUAAUACAGGGCAUUGUUCUUGAAUUACCUUUGUAAACUGCAGUCUAUUAGCAGUCCAUAAUUACAUAUGCCAAGAAAUAUACAAUAAUAAACUUAUAUUCGCUGUAGUAUGUUUAAAUGCAAUGUUACUGAAAUUAUAACACAUCUCUUGCCGUGAUUUAGGGGUGUUCAAUCAGCAACUAAUAGUUGCAGUAUCAGUGAAACAGUAUAUUACUUAUACUGGAGAGAUGUCGGAAUGGAAUUUAAUUCUUUAUAUUUUAACUUUUUAAGACUAUAUCAACAAUGAUUUGUCAUGCACGGAUUUUACCUUCAUUCAUUUUUGAUAGGACCAAAUUAUCUGUUGUGGCACAAACUUGUUUUGCUUUUCAUUUUAAGUUUUAGUCUCAUUCUAACUUAACUUUACACUGAAUUAUAGUUUUACACUUAUGUUUAUGCUUGCCAGAAUGAUAAAAUAAUAAAUCAUGUACCUACAUGUUUCAUUUUUAUUUAAAGAUAGGUUGGUUGUUCAUCCACAAUUAUGUAACGUAAAAAUACCGGCUUUACAAAAUUACUCUAUUCAGAAAUAAAUCAACCUUAUUUUAAUAUGCAUGUAUGUAUAAAGGGAGGUAAUACUGUAUGUGAUAGAUUACCUACCGUUUACUAUAAUAGUUUACAGGGUAGGUCUCGAAUUGAAUAUAUUUCACUUUCGUUCCCUUUUUCUUUGACUUAUGUUUGACCAUUUAUAAAAGCUGAUAUUUUCAGUUGGUUAUUUAUGUUGCUAAAAUUUAAGAAACAAUUGCUAACAUAAAUCAUUCUCAUUGAAAUUAUAACGCUUUUCAAUUUACUUGUAUUUCAAUGGAGACAGUGUGGGCAUAUUUUUUAUGUUACAUGUGUUAUGUUUAAAAAAUGUGAAAUCAUACAUUUAGAAGAGCAUCUAUUUUCACACCAUGGACAUUUAUUAUAACUAUGUGAAAUGAUAUGUUACUAAUUCUAACAGUGCCGCGAUGCUUUUUCUUUAAACAAAGUUUAGAAGUGUACAAAACUACAUGAUAAUGCACCCGCUUUACUCAACUGUUGCUAACAAUGUACAUUGUAGAAGUUCUUUUUCAAAGCAAAAGAAAAUUAAGUUAAGUUUUUGGUGUCAGGUAUCGUGCAAUGUUUUACGACAAUCCACUCAAAGUUUGAAUUUAUUUUUUUAUCUUUUAAAAAGAAAAUUUUUCAAAUUGUUGCGUUUACCGUAUGUGCUAUUAUUGCGAUAAUGGCAAUCACAGUUUUGACUUGGUAUAAUCAGUCGGAUCACGACUACAAACAGAGUCUUAUUCACAACGUGUAAGGCUUUAGUAAACUUAAUGUAGUUUUCUAUAAUGGUAAGAAAUUCUCUUAAUUAUUGAAGUUCAUUUAUGUCUUGUGUAGUCGUCCCUAUUUUAUUUUAAAAACAAAAUUGUAAAGGCUUGUUUCUAGGCAACGAACAAAACGUUACGGCCCUUCUUAUUGCAAUUUUACUGUGUUGUUUUGGUGUCAUCGUUGAAGCGUCUACGUUGUAUCGUUUUUUUAUGCACACGUGGAGUUUCACCGUUAUUUUCUUUUAAUAGUUUAUUUUUUUCUUUUCGUGUGUCAAUGCAUUCGUGAAAAUUAUUUAUUUACUUAAUCAUAAUUUAUUAUUGAUUAAAACAAUAUCUUUCCUAAUAAGAAAACACUCUUUUUGAAUUUUUAAGCUAUUUUUUUCACCUAUCAGUAUAUUUUGUUCUAAUUCAUAAAUAGCAUAAAAACAUUUUUACAUUUUGCGGUAAUGAUGAAAGCAGAAAAAUUCUGGUAUUUGGGGAGAUUUAUUUGGGGAUAUAUAAAUUGAUGCUUUAUAUAAAAGAAAACAUGGUUUAGAAAAAGUACUAACCACUUACAGCAAAUUCUAGGUAUAAAAAAUCAAUUAAAAAUGAUGCCACUUUUUAUGUUUAUUCAAUUAAAAAUUUUCCUACAUUAUGUUAUGGAUUUUCAUUGUACUUCCUUUCGAAUGUAUAUAUUUUUCAAAUGUGUAUAUACAUACAUGGAAAUCUUAUUUUUGUUUAUUGUUAUACAAUGUCUUAUAGGUGUAAAUAUUUGCAUGGUAUAAAAUAAUAUGAAAUGAUUUGUUAAAAUUUAGUAACGCACUGUCACGUGUCAUCUUGUUUUGUGCAUAUUGCUCAUUUCUUACAAAAAUAAAUGAAAACAAAAUA
This is a messenger RNA of Ruditapes philippinarum (Manila clam), 6301 nucleotides long. RefSeq lists its product as uncharacterized. The transcript is spliced from 20 exons. Lineage: Eukaryota; Metazoa; Mollusca; Bivalvia; Venerida; Veneridae. Gene Ontology annotation, cellular component: signaling receptor complex. Gene Ontology annotation, molecular function: ATP binding; transmembrane receptor protein tyrosine kinase activity. Gene Ontology annotation, biological process: positive regulation of kinase activity; multicellular organism development; cell surface receptor protein tyrosine kinase signaling pathway. The record is from RefSeq and is a predicted model, not a curated record. Bases 627 to 3611 code for a protein of 994 amino acids.